GUGCCCCAUCAUUGGUGUCAGUGGGAAGAAUCGUGCCCCAUCAUUGGUGUCAGUGGGAGGAAUAGUGCCCCAUUAUUGGUGUCAGUGGGAGGAAUAGUGCCCCAUCAUUGGUGUCAGUGGGAAGAAACGAGCCCCAUCAUUGGUGUCAAUGGGAGGAAUAGUGCCCCAUCAUUGGUGUCAGUGGGAAGAAUCGUGCCCCAUCAUUGGUGUCAGUGGGAAGAAUCAUGCCCCAUCAUUGGUGUCAGUGGGAGGAAUAGUGCCCCAUCAUUGGUGUCAGUGGGAGGAAUAGUGCCCCAUCAUUGGUGUCAGUGGGAGGAAUAGUGUCCCAUCAUUGGUGUCAGUGGGAGGAAUAGUGUCCCAUCAUUGGUGUCAGUGGGAAGAAUAGUGCUCCAUCUUUGGUGUCAGUGGGAGGAAUAG
Staurois parvus is the source of this 417-nucleotide messenger RNA. The record is from the annotation of a GenBank genome assembly. Lineage: Eukaryota; Metazoa; Chordata; Amphibia; Anura; Ranidae.